AUGCUACCAAUUCUGCUGCUGCUGCUGCUGCUCAGUCCUGCUUUGGCCUGGAUUCCAGUGCAUGAUUGGGAGUCUGGCAAUGUGACUGCAUCAGUGGGUGGGUCAGGUCAGUGCGUUUGUCAUGUGUAUCUACCUGAAACCACCUUCCCUGCUGACCGCGUUCAGCAGCAAGUCAGCAAGGACCUGAUCCUGGAGGUGGAAAUUCAAAUGAACAAGAUGACAAGUUAUGAGGGUAUGUUGGAGGUCUACUUGAAGGAACUGGUGGAGCUGACUGUGAGAGUGGUCAUGAUGGAGAGCAGUCCCGACAACUACAUCAAACUGGACUUUGAGCUGCUCAGGAUUGAGCUCAGAGAGUUUGAGGUUCUGGUUUCUCAGCUCAAAGACUCCCUCAACUCCUCCUCGCCCAUGUUUGACAGUCUGUAUACUGAUAUUCACAACAUGACCCUCAUCGUGAACCAACUGGAGACUUUCGACAAGAGCAACCUGGAGGUGAUCGGCAUUGAGUUCACUAAGCUGCAGAGGAAGCUGGAGGAGUGCCAGAAGGAGCAGGAGAUCAUCAAGCCAGAUAUUGGCAACUGCAAUCACACAGGAAUCAUGAGCGUCAGCAAGCCUACGGUCAUCCAACUGAACGCUCAUUUGAACCCAGGAUACCAGUAUGGGGGCUGGGGUAAAGACUCCAAACCAGUUCGAGGCUAUGAGUCAAUGUACUGGUACGGUGCAUACAGCAGUCCUACUGUGUAUGAGUUCCACUUGUACUCUAACUACGACAAACUCAUUCAGAGAUCCUCCUUCACACACCACGGUCUACCACAAGGGUACGAAGGCACUGGUAAUAAUUACGUUGUCCAUGGUAACGCUAUAUAUUACCAGGCUGCCAACCCAAUCAGAAUGUCCAAAUUAAAUCUGACCUCCUCUGUUUAUAGUCACCGACAACUCACAAAAGCAAGCGAUAGAUUCACCUACAUGUACUCACCAAACCAGUAUCUGGACUUUUCAGCUGAUGAGAAAGGAUUGUGGGUAAUGUAUGCCACAGAGGAGGCCAAGGGUAAAUUUGUGGUAGCUAAGAUAGAUGAGAAAUCAUUCGGUAUUGAGGAUGAAUGGACCACUGGUGCGUUCAAGCCUCUGGUAGGGAAUGCUUUCAUGGUGUGUGGAGUUAUGUAUGCCACCAGGCCAGGAGAUCUGAAGACAGAGGAGAUCUAUUACUCGUAUGACACCGAGACUGGAGAGGAGAGAUACAUGAGUAUUCCCCUUCAGAAAUUCCAGGAGAAAUUUGUCAAUCUGCACUACAAUCCCACUGAUCAGAGGCUUUACAUGUACAACAAUGGCUAUUAUGCGUCUUACAAUGUGAGGUUCAACAAAGAAUGA
Messenger RNA from Anoplopoma fimbria (sablefish), 1365 nucleotides. Its product is annotated as olfactomedin-4-like. The record is from RefSeq and is a predicted model, not a curated record. Lineage: Eukaryota; Metazoa; Chordata; Actinopteri; Perciformes; Anoplopomatidae. Gene Ontology annotation, biological process: signal transduction.